Molecule: messenger RNA, 3126 nt
Organism: Drosophila hydei
Lineage: Eukaryota; Metazoa; Arthropoda; Insecta; Diptera; Drosophilidae
Gene: sip1
Product: septin-interacting protein 1
Exons: 3
Coding region: 109-2670 (853 amino acids)
Biological process (GO): spliceosomal complex disassembly
Cellular component (GO): U2-type post-mRNA release spliceosomal complex
Molecular function (GO): nucleic acid binding
Source: RefSeq, a predicted model, not a curated record
AUAGUGGCCUAUUUGCAACGCUUUACAACACUAAAGUUAAUUCAGCUAAACGUUUUUGUUUAUUUCCCACUUUGUUAGAAUUCUGCGCUUUAUUUAUGUCAGUUAAACAUGUCCGACAAUGAAUACGAACGUUUUGAGAUUACAGACUACGAUUUGGACAAUGAGUUUAAUAUAAAUAGGCCACGCAGACGUCACACCAAGCAUCAACAAAUUUAUGGGAUUUGGGCUGAUGACAGUGAUAAUGAAGGCGAAGGCGAAAGCAGCGGUCGACGUGGCAGGCGUGGUUUGGGCGGCGGCUCCACCAACAAGCCCAAAGAUUAUACUGCACCAGUGAAUUUCGUUGCCGGCGGCAUUCAACAAGCCGGUAAAAAGCAGAAGAAGAAGCAGCUGCUAGAUGAGAACGCAGGCAGCGAUGAGGAGGACAGCGAAGCGGAUGACAGCGACGAGGCGCGACCCUCAUUUGGACGCAAACAAGCACAGUUGAUGGACAACAGUGAUGCCAACAGUUCUGAUAGCUCGGCAGGGCAAGAGGAGCAGCCGCAUCGCCCGACAAUGUCAUCGAAUAGCACAGCAGGGCUGCGACACAAUUCGCACAUAGCGAGCAAUAGGAAUGUGGGUGCCUGGGAGCAGCAUACACGCGGUAUAGGCGCUAAACUUCUGCUGCAAAUGGGUUACGAGCCCGGAAAGGGUCUAGGCAAGGAUUUGCAGGGCAUCUCGCAGCCGGUGCAAGCGCACGUUCGUAAAGGACGCGGUGCCAUUGGUGCCUAUGGUCCUGAGACGGCAGCUAGCGUGGGCGGCCAGGUCAAGCCGCUGAAGAUAGACGAGGAUAUCAAGGAGGCCAAAGAGUUCAAGGAACAACUCAACAAAUGGAAGAAAGGCGGCGGCGAAACACGAGAAAAGAAUAGCAAACGCUACUACUACAAGUCCGUGGAGGAGGUUAUUGCUAAGGGCAAGAAAUCUGAUCAUUUGCUCUCUGAAAAGCUCAGUAAGCGCCUGGGUAAUGUUCCAGUUAUAGACAUGACGGGACCGGAGCGUCGCGUGCUUAGCGGCUAUCACGCCUUAGCUCAGAACAAAAUUACUCCCGAGGAAACGCUGUAUGAUGCACAGGCUGCUGACGAGAGUGCUGAGAAGCCCACGCCAGUCUCCGUGUUUAGUAUGCCGGAGCUGACACACAAUCUACAGCUGCUCGUAAGCCAAUGCGAGCAGGAUAUCAUAGCGAUAGACAAGGAGGAGCGCGAAUGCGCUGAUCGACAGGCCGCGCUGAUGCACGAACAGAAGCAGCUGCUGGAGUUGGUUCAGCUUGAGCGCAAUCACAUGAACACGCUGGAGGCGGCAUUGCUUCGCCUCGAACAGCUUAGUGAGAACCCUGAGCUAAGUCUCGGUCAAGCGGAGCGCCUAUUCCUAGAGCUACAACAUGACUAUGCAGCCGAGUACAAGGAAUUUGGGCUGGCCGACCUGGCAGCGGGCGUCAUUGCACCGCUAUUGAAGCGCGAACUAAACGAUUGGCAGCCCCUUGAACAGCCCGCACAGCCGGUGCAGCUGAUCAAGCGCUGGCGUGGCAUACUACAAAAGGAUGAGUCCGAGGUGACGGAACAGCAAUCACGGAACGUUUUCGAUCCGUACUCCUCGCUCAUCUGGGCAGGCGUUAUGCCCUCAUUUAGAACCUGCGCUGCCAACUGGCAGCCGAAGGAGCAUGCCCCAAUGGCAGCCCUGCUCGAUGCUUGGGCGCCACUGCUACCAACCUGGGUAUUGGAUUCGGUGCUGGAGCAAUUGGUGCUGCCACGCCUGACGGCCGGCGUACGCGACUGGGAUCCACUGACCGAUACUGUGCCCAUACACAGCUGGAUUUUGCCCUGGCAUGGCAUACUGGGCGCCAAGCUGGAGGAGUCCAUUUAUCCGCAGAUACGUAGCAAACUAGGCGUGGCACUGCAAGCCUGGUCACCGCAGGAUCGCUCAGCGCGUGCCAUGCUGACGCCGUGGCAGUCAGCGUUUCCUGAGGAGCAGCUCGUGCAGUUUCUGCUGCGCUACAUCAUACCCAAGCUGCAAGCGGUGCUUGCGGAGUUUGUCAUCAAUCCGCUACAGCAGAAUCUGGAGUUGUGGCAUCAGGUGUGGGAGUGGCACGAGCUUAUACCCGCCCACCAUAUGGCCCAGUUGCUGGACAAGCAUUUCUUUCCACGCUGGAUGCAAGUGCUGGUUAUUUGGCUCAACCAGUCGCCAGACUUUGCGGAAAUUUCGCGCUGGUAUGCCGGCUGGAAGAGCAUGCUGAGCGAACCGAUUCUGCGUGAGCCAUGCAUUAAGGAGCAUCUGCGCCGCGCUUUGGACAUGCUGCAUCGUGCCACGGAUGCCGUGCUGCAGCCCACAUCUGCCCCGCCACCGCCAAUGCCACCGGCGCCUGCUGCUGUCUUGCUAACUCCUGUGAUGCUUGUCGAUGUGGUGCAACCAGCUCAGCUGGAGUUCAAAGAGCUCGUCUCGCAGAAAUGCGCGGAGCUGGGCAUCAUCUUUGCGCCACUGCCCGGACGACGGGAACUGGGCAAACAGAUCUACCGCGUGGGAAAACUGUUUUGCUAUAUCGAUCGCAACGUUUGCAUGUUGAGCGAUAUCAGCUUUACGAAUUGGCAGCCUGUGGCAUUGAAUCAACUAUUGGAAAGAGCGCAGACGGGCAUUAUCUAGAGGUCGCACAAUGACUAGUCUUAAUCGUUGUUUAAGAGUCACUAAACAUCUUUCAAUUUGUGGCGAUAUCCAUUGCCAAUAUUUAAAAUAUAAAUUGUAAUUGUAUACGUAAUAUUUACAGAUAUUUAUAUUUGCCAACUAUAUGACCAACUUCAACGGCCUGGCAAAUGAAUAGCAAUACGAGUAGCAAAAUUAGUUGUUCAUAUUUUAAAGCACUUUCAUUAUCUGUGUUCUUGUUCACUCGCUGAAGAUGUUUCUGCCUUCUGUGUGCCAAUGAUAUUUCUUCAUAUCUUAAAGCACUUUAGUUGUUUAUAUAUUUAUUCACUUGUUCACUGCUGCCACCUAUCUAUUGGUCUAUCCACAACUCAGGCAACUCGGUGGCUUUUAUGGCAGUUUGGAAUUUUGUAAAUUUACAGACCUAUAUAUAUAUAAAUUGCGGAUGUACAUUUUCAAACG